Messenger RNA from Myodes glareolus (Bank vole), 1366 nucleotides. It is a transcript of the gene Eqtn, whose product is annotated as equatorin. The record is from RefSeq and is a predicted model, not a curated record. Gene Ontology annotation, cellular component: plasma membrane; inner acrosomal membrane; outer acrosomal membrane. Gene Ontology annotation, biological process: fusion of sperm to egg plasma membrane involved in single fertilization; endocytosis; acrosomal vesicle exocytosis. NCBI's taxonomy places the organism in Eukaryota, Metazoa, Chordata, Mammalia, Rodentia, Cricetidae.
CCAGUGAUGUCAUAAUAUCCUACUGAGUCUUCGGGCCUCCUGGGAAGGAAGCCCUGAGGAGACGGUAGAUUGCUGGAUCAAUCACAUCUGUUUCCCAAUGUAUUUUUUAUUGUUUAUCUUUUUAUUUGAGGUUUUUCUCCCAGACAUAAGCAAUCUACAGCCCAGUGUGGAACAGGACCUUGAUGAUACGCCGUCAGAUGAAGAACAGUAUUACUCAGAUGAUGAAAAUGUGAGCAACAAUGACUCUGAACAUGAAGAUGACAAAAAUGAAGAAUCUCAUCCUCUCAUACACAAACCAGAAGGAAAUGAAGGUGGCACUCCUGCCCACGAGACACCCGUCAACUCCUAUAAAGACACGAAACAUUAUGUGUUCACCACACAGAACUCAAAUGGCACAGACUCUGAAAUAUCUGUGAGUGCUACCACGAACCUGAAGUUCGCGCUCAAGAACUACAAACUCGUCAACGCAACUGAAAAAUCGCCAGAAAAAUCCAUCGGUGAAGAAGAAGAAAAAUCUAAUGAGCCCUCUCGUAAACAUAUACAAACAUCAACCCACAAUGUGCCUGCAUUUUGGACAAAUCUAGCUAAAGUUAUAAAUGAAACCCCAGUGAACAUGAAUGAUAAAGAUCAACUCUAUCAAGCAAUUCCAGGCUCUGAUUUGAACAAUACCAACAAAGACAAGCUGUCAGAGAUAGAGGAGGCCAAGAUCAAAUUAAUGCUGGGGAUCUCACUGAUGACCCUUGUCCUCUUAAUUCCCCUCUUGAUAUUUUGUUUUGCCACGCUGUACAAAUUGAAACACCUAAGUGACAAAAGCUUUGGCAAUCAAUACUCCGUCAACCCAGAGCUGGCGACUCUGUCUUACUUCCACCCAUCUGAAGGUGUAUCGGAUACAUCUUAUUCCAGGAGUGGCGACAGCUCCUGGGGCAACACCACUUCAGACUUGAAACUAUCCAGCACAAAAAAGUCAAAAUUGAAACCUCUGGAUUAUUCUGGAGAUUCUGAUCAAACAGCCUUAAACGAGGAGGAAACAGCAGCCUUCCUUCCGCUCGAGGAGUCAUACUUACUUCCACCCGAGGAGUCAACCUUCCUUCCUCCUGAGGAGCUGGGUGAGCAACCUGUUAGUGAGAACGUCCCUCUGGAGGAAAUGAAUGAGGAGCCCAUGGUUGGUGAGGCAACCGUUGAGGCACCUUUGGUUGAGGAACAGCAAAUCACUGAGUAAAUAACUUUAAUUCUUUGGUUGUAUACAUAUAUAUAACAAGAUCUUUGUGUCUCACAUAGAUAUCUUAAUUUUGAAACUACAAAUUUAAGAGACAUCUAAGUUUUCUGACGGCCUAAGGGCAUAUUCAAUAAAAACUAUCACACUGAU